AUGCUCAAACUUUAUAUUUGCGUCCUAAUAGCGCUGGGACGGGUUGCUAGCGGACUGCAGCAGGUUGGGUGUUUUUCGUCGCUUCCCUCGUCUUUUUCCGGGGGAUCGACUAACGAGUAUCAGUCGAGCGGGGCGUGUGCGCAGACAUGUUCUGGGUCGCAGUACUUCGCGUUGUACAACCAUAACAAGUGCUUUUGUGGGGACGAGAACCCCUCGGGGUCUGUUUCGAAGAGUGACAGUUGUAAUGCGUACUGUUUCGGGUACAGACAAGAGAUGUGCGGGGGUACAGACGCGUAUUUGGUGUAUGCAAUAGGAGGUGUGAGCAGCGGGUCCAGCAGCAGCAGCAGCAGCGGUGGUAGUUCUAGCGGUAGUGGAAGUGAGACUUCUACCAGUACUGGUAGUGGAACUGACAGUGAUGGUGCUACUUCUUCUGACGGUACGUUUACGAGUUCGAGUUCUGGCACGGGUUCCGUCACCAGCACCAGCACCAGUUCUUCUUCUUCUUCUUCCUCAUCUUCCUCAUCAUCCAAUGGACCCACCAGUACCACAUCCAACACGGGGACCUCGACUCAAUCAGAACCAGAGCCCAGUGUCGUGUAUUCAACAUUGAUCAAAACUGUAAGUGGGUCUGUACUGUACACUACGACUAAUGUCGCGACUGCGAGCGUCGCCUCGGGAAACACAGAUACGGGCAAAGGCUCGUCCUCACACGGGUCCAAGAAGAAGACCAACGUCGGGGCCAUCGUGGGAGGAGUCGUGGGAGGGGUCGUAGGGCUCCUGCUCAUCAUCCUGGCGGUCGUUUUCGCCAUUAGACACAUUUCCAGAAGAAGAGAAAACGAGCGCAUGGAGAAAGAGUACCAGGAGGCCAUCAAGCCCGUCGAGUACAACGCCCAAAAGGAGAACUAUUACGCAUCUUCGUUCUCAGACCACAUGCACACCGGCGACAGCGGCCACAGCAACCCUAGCCUGAGCGAGGGCAACGUUUUCCAAAACCACCAUACUCCGAUGGACGACAUGAGUCACGUGACACCAAUGACCGGAGGAACCGUCACACCGCUGGGCGGCGGCCCACCAGGCGGACCAAACACAGGACUCUCGGACCCACUGAGUAGCGGCGUCGUCGGCGGUGGUCCCGGUUCUGGUGCUGGCGGCCCUGGCGGCGGACUGGGAGUGGCAGUCCCUCCAGGAAUAUCCGAUCCGUUCGCAGACCCUAGGAGGUUCAGCAAUGGUUCCUUGCUGGACCCUUCACUGAACCAGGGCGAGCGCAACAAACUUACAAUUGUCAAUCCGGACGAAUGA
This is a messenger RNA of Kluyveromyces marxianus DMKU3-1042, 1299 nucleotides long. RefSeq names its product Slg1p (gene SLG1). Gene Ontology annotation, cellular component: plasma membrane. The transcript has a single exon. The record is from RefSeq and is a predicted model, not a curated record. Bases 1 to 1299 code for a protein of 432 amino acids. Lineage: Eukaryota; Fungi; Ascomycota; Saccharomycetes; Saccharomycetales; Saccharomycetaceae.